GGCCUCUUUCUGGGAGAAACUCAAAUCCUUCACUUCUUUUUUUCUUCUUUUGCAUCCAACCAAAAAUUAAAAAUCACCAGUAAACUCAUUAGUCAUUACACACCUACAAAACCUCCAUUUUCGCCAGUUAAAAACCUUCAUCUUCUCCAAUUCAACUCCCUUUCAGAUGAACUCGCGCUGAUUCUUCAACCUACAUUUCUACAUACUUUGAUCAGUCAUUGAAUCAAUCAAGCAUUCAACCAAAAUUCUGUAAAAAUGAUGGUAGAUUUAGGCGCAUUUUCCGACGAGAAAUUCGACGCCAAAAAAUGGAUAAACAUGGCGGUAAAAUCACGUCAUCCUCAAGAUGCAUUGGAGAAACACUUAGUAGAUCUGGAAAUGAAGCUUCAGUUGAUGUCUGAAGAGAUCUCUGCUUCUCUUGAAGAACAAAGUGCUGCCGCCAUUCUCCGUGUUCCACGUGCUACUCGUGACGUCAUCCGCAUUCGCGACGACGCCGUUUCUCUCCGCUCCUCCAUCUCCUCCAUCCUCGGCAAGAUCAAGCAGGCAGAAGGCUCUGCUGCGGACUCUAUUGCAGCUCUGGCAAAAGUUGAUACUGUCAAAUUUAGGAUGGAAGCUGCGUAUAAGACAUUGCAGGAUGCUGCUGGGUUGACCCAAUUGAGCUCAACUGUGGAGGAUGUUUUUGCCAGUGGUGAUCUUCCACGAGCGGCAGAAACAUUGGCCAACAUGAGACAUUGCUUGUCUGCAGUAGGGGAGGUUGCUGAAUUUGCAAAUAUCAGGAAGCAACUUGAGGUCUUAGAGGAUAGGCUGGAAGCAAUGGUGCAGCCUCGCUUGACAGAUGCUCUGUCUAACCGUAAAGUUGAAGUUGCUCAAGAGAUGCGGGGAAUUCUUGUGCGAAUUGGUAGAUUCCAGUCCUUAGAAGUGUACUAUACUAAGGUUCACCUCAAAUCCAUAAAACAACUUUGGGAUGUAUUUGAAUCCAGGCAGCGAAGCAAUAAGUUGGCAACUGAGAAAAAUGAUGGGGAAAGGCUAGCAAGUCUGAAUGAAUUUCAAUCAAAUCAUUCAGCUCUUUCGCUCCUCUCUUGGCUGCCAAGUUUUUAUGAUGAGCUGUUAUUCUACCUUGAGCAAGAAUGGAAAUGGUGCACAAUUGCCUUCCCUGAUGAUUAUAAAACACUGAUACCAAAGCUAGUAAUUGAGACGAUGUUGGCUAUUAAGCCAAGCUUCAUUUCCCGCAUCAACCUUGCAACUGGAGAUGCUGUUCCUGAAACAAAAGCAUUAGCUAAAGGAAUAUUGGAUUUAUUAUCUGGUGAUAUGCCCAAGGGAAUAAAGAUUGACAGCAAGCAUCUUGAUGCAAUGAUCGAGCUGCAUAAUGUGACUUGUACUUUUGCAAGAAAUAUUCAACAUCUCUGUUCAGAAUCCGAGAUGCAAGUAUUACUUGAUACAAUGAAAGCAGUUUACUCUCCUUUUGAGACGUUUAAACAGAAAUACGGGAAAAUGGAGCGUGCCAUCCUUGCAUCUGAGAUAGGAAAGUUAGAUCUUAGAGGAGCUGUUACUCGUGGAGUUGGUGCACAGGGAAUAGAAUUGAGUGAAACUGUAAGAAGGAUGGAGGAAUCAAUACCACAAGUCAUUUUGCUUCUUGAAGCAGCAGUGGAGAGGUGUAUCAAUUUUACUGGUGGUUCUGAGGCAGAUGAGCUAAUUGCUUCUUUGGACGACAUAAUGCUGCAGUACAUUUCUAUGCUUAAUGAGACAUUAAAAUCACUAAGAGCAGUAUGUGGAGUAGAUAAUACAUUUGACAGUGCAAAGAGAGAAUCAGGAUUGGACAAGAAGGAAGGAGCACACAAUCCUCGUAAACCUGACCUAAUUUCAAACGAGGAAGAAUGGUCCAUUGUUCAAGGGGCCUUGCAGAUUCUCACUGUUGCUGAUUGUCUAACAAGCAGAUCCUCAGUCUUUGAAGCUUCUCUGAGGGCUAAUCUUUCUGGAUUAAGCACAAGUCUGGUUGUAUCUGUAUUUGGUGUUGACCAAAAUCAGAGAAAAUUAUCCAUUGACGAUGAGAAUGCGAAUGCAAAGUUAGAUGUAAAAGCUGCACUAGAUAUGGCUACUGUGCGGUUAUUUGAUGCUCCUGAAAAGGCUCGAAAGCUAUCUUAUCUUCUAGAACAGUCUAAAGACCCUCGGUUUCAUGCACUUCCACUUGCAUCUCAGAGAGUUGCUGCAUUUGCAGAAACUGUUAAUGAACUUGUGUAUGAUGUCCUGAUAUCAAAGGUACGACAGCGUCUCAGUGACUUGUCACGCAUGCCAAUUUGGUCAUCUGCAGAGGAAACCAGUGCUUUUCACCUCCCCAGCUUCAGCGCAUACCCUCAGUCCUAUGUCACCAGUGUUGGUGAAUAUCUCCUUACAUUGCCGCAGCAAUUGGAGCCUCUUGCAGAAGGUAUUUCUAGUGAUGAUGCCAAUACAGAUGAAGCACAAUUCUUUGCUACUGAAUGGAUGUUUAAGGUUGCUGAGGGAGCCACUGCAAUUUACAUAGAGCAGUUGCGAGGAAUUCAAUACAUAACUGAUCGUGGAGCUCAGCAGCUCUCAGUUGAUAUUGAAUAUUUGGCAAAUGUUCUUUCGGCUUUGUCCGUGCCAAUUCCUCCAAUACUUUCAACAUUUCAGACAUGUCUUUCCACCCCUAGAGAUCAAUUAAGAGAUCUGAUCAAAUCAGACUCGGGCACUCAGCUUGACCUUUCAACAGCCAACCUCAUAUGCAAGAUGCGGCGUCUGAAUUUAGAUCAAUAGUUUUGGUAGCCAAAGUUCUAUAACGACCUUUACAAUCGUUUCGUUCAUGAUAAUCAUAGAAUUACCUGAGUCCAUGGUGCAUACAUGGCUACAUGCCCUGAGCAUAUAUCAGCAAGCCUUUGAUAGUAUUCAUCUCUUCCAGGGAGGUUGAUUUGGUUUCAUCCACUAUGUGUGGUGCGCUAAAUGGAUGUGGUGUAUGAGUGGAUGUUCGAGCACAAGAUGUCCAAGUUGUACAGUAUUGCACUGAAUCAUAGUUUUGGAGCAUUACAGCCACUAUAGAGUAAUGAUUGAAGUAAUACGGGGGAGGUUAUAAUUAAAGGCUCAUUUCACUAUUACUUCUCUUUGUAUUUUAUUGAGAGGUUCUGUCGUUUGUCUUGAAUUUUGCUCAGAGAAUGAUUGGUGUGAGCUUGAUUUGAUUUUUCUGGUAUAUAUGGUAUCUCGUAUAUUUACAGAAUAGUAAUUCGUACCACAUUUUACAACGAUCUUGAUUCUUGCACAUUUAAUUUUGU
Messenger RNA from Beta vulgaris subsp. vulgaris (sugar beet), 3275 nucleotides. RefSeq names its product conserved oligomeric Golgi complex subunit 7. The transcript has 10 exons. The record is from RefSeq and is a predicted model, not a curated record. Gene Ontology annotation, cellular component: COG complex. NCBI's taxonomy places the organism in Eukaryota, Viridiplantae, Streptophyta, Magnoliopsida, Caryophyllales, Amaranthaceae. The coding region runs from base 256 to 2766 and encodes 836 amino acids. Gene Ontology annotation, biological process: retrograde vesicle-mediated transport, Golgi to endoplasmic reticulum; Golgi organization; intracellular protein transport.